Molecule: messenger RNA, 6065 nt
Organism: Passer domesticus (house sparrow)
Lineage: Eukaryota; Metazoa; Chordata; Aves; Passeriformes; Passeridae
Gene: CMC1
Product: C-X9-C motif containing 1
Exons: 4
Coding region: 105-428 (107 amino acids)
Cellular component (GO): mitochondrion
Source: RefSeq, a predicted model, not a curated record
CGCCCGGCGCGGGAGGAGCGGCCGGGCCGUGCCGCGCCUGCGCCGCAGCGCCGGGGAAGUGCGCGCGCGGUGUGCGCAGCUGCCGCCGCUGCGUGGGGCCGCAGAUGGAGCCUGCCCCCGGCGCCGCAGAAAAUGCUAAGCUGAGACAUGUAGAAAAAGAUGUUUUGAUUCCACAAAUAAUGAGGGAUCGAGCCAAGGAGCUGUGUUCAGAUAAGGUGCAAGCAUUUACUAAAUGCUGUCAAGAAACUGGUGUUCUGAUGGUGGUGAAGUGUCGGCAGGAGAACACAGCCCUGAAGGACUGUCUGGUUGGCUACUAUUCUGAUCCAUCAUUCUAUGAAGAAUGCAAAGCAGAAUAUUUGAAGCAAAGAGAAGAAUACAGAGCAACUGGAAUUAAGAAAAAAAGACAGAAGUUUACUCCAAAUGUGUGAUUAAAACUUAAAAUGAACUUUUUUUAUAUGCAAUUUGGAUUUCACUUGAUUUAAACAGACUUAAAUUGUCUGUACCACUCUGUGUGGAGUUAACUGAAAUACACAAAAUGAGAUGAAUAGAGAAUAAAAUAAUGUCUGAAAUUAAGAGUCAACUUUAAAACUUUUCAUAAUUAAAGAUCUAGAGCAUGCUGUCAGUUCGCAGGAGAGGUUGCAAAGGUGUGUUCCUCUGUCUGGACCUCAGAUUUUGUUACCAGUGUACAAUUUGGAGUUUACAAUUCCAGCAUGUCCAUUUGGAGUUCAAAGCCUAUAUCUAGCUACAUGAGCCAGGCUACAUAAAAACUUAGGGGUGAAUAAUUUAAGUUGUACUAACUGAUCACAGAUUGGGUACACACUGAAGUUGGUCUGUUAGUUGCCACCUGAAGCUGACUGUGUAUGGAGAUGCCCUUACUAGAAGAGAAGGGUGGCAAAUGCAGAAGAGCUACUCAGACCAAUGUGAAUUACCCUUUUCAUCAAAAUGUUGUCAGAUGAGAGCCUGGCACGAGUUGUGUCUGCACUGUAACUCAUUUUUAAGUCUACACUGUGACUCACUUUCCAGCCUACACUGUCAGAAGGGAUGGAUGCCUUGCAUGGUCAGUCUGACCAUUUCAACUCUAGGGGAGAAAGUAAUCUCAUCCAGACCUUCCCUAAGAACAGGGAGUAAGCUGCCAUGCUUCAGGAGUGAGUGAGUGACCACACUUGCAAAAUUGUUCCAGGCAGAGGUGAGUAAACAACUAAACCAGGCACAGAAGAUGCAGAUCACCUUGCAGGAACUAAGCAGGUCCCUAAUUUAAAAAGAGCACACAAACAAUCUUUUGUGUACUGAUACUUGAAGCUGCUUAAUUGUGGUUAAUUAAAUUAUUAAGAAAUUAAUUGUAAUUGCUUAAAUGGCUUCACUUAGUUUCUAAAACUUGAUAUUAGUAUCUCUAUCUUGAAGUAUUGUCUAAACAUUCUGAACUAAAACUAAAUUCUUUAAAAGCACGGAAAGGCUGCACUUAAACUUGGUAAGUUUAAUGCCCUGCUUGAAGAAGAAAAAAAAGUCAUUUUCUGUGUGAGGAGUAGGAUUUGAUACUGUUCCAUUAGAAGAAGCAACAUUUUACUUGUUCCUUUUAAUACUGUUUCACCACAAACAGUAUUCUGCUAUCCAACUCUGACACGUGUAUGAAGGACUUCACGCUGCAGGUUAGCCAUUGCCCUUUAUUCUGUGCCUGCUACUGGAAUAAUCAUUUAUAAUGUGCCUGCAGUAAAUUGGGUGGAGGACUGGACUUGUGAGUGGCAAACUGAAAAGAUGUGUAUAAUUCUGCCUUGUUAGGCAAACUUAAAUGGCACGCAGCUUUAAAAGUAGCCACCUUGAAACAGCUUAUGUGGAACAGUGUCCUACACCUGUUCUUGGCUUCUUAUCUCAAGCAUUUUGGAAAACAAAAUAUUCCUAAUUAGUUGUUUUGCUGUAUGUAUUUUUAAAAUAUAUGGUGACACAUGUUUUUAAUGACAAUUACUGUUCUUUUGUUCCACUAUGAAAAUCUGCUAUAUUUUCAAGCUCUGGAAAGCCAGCCUGGGUGUUGGGAAGUGCUGGCAAAAGCCUUUCCCCAGAGGAUUGGGGUGGGAGUGAGCAGUCUCUUAGGGGCAGCAGUGGCUGCUGCCAGUGGUGCGUGCCUGCACUGAGGGCUCACCUGGGUCAUGCUCAGCUGUGACUCUGGUCUAAAUCAGGCAAAAGCACCAGCAACAGAGGUCUCCUUUUCUGGCUCAGCAGAAAUUGUGUGCAGCGGGUGAAGGGGAGCCCCAGUUCAGUGACCAGAAAAGCAGAGGAGGAAUGGAACAAAGCUGAGGUGAACCUGCAGGUAUCGUUCCCCACCCUUCAAUACAGGCCACAUGUGAACAGCAGCCACAGCUCACACCUGCACUGAUGUCACAGCUGAAAUUCCAUGUACUGAAUGGUACUGUCAGCAAUUUAUUUCUCUUUUCCUACAUCUGGAUGACUGGAGCUCCUCUGUUUACUCUGUUAUGCACUCAAAGCAGGGAUUGCUCCUUGCAUCAUGCAUCAGCUUCCUCUAUAACAUACCUCUGGCCUUAAUGUGAUGUUCCCUAGUUUUGAAAUCUUGGUUUCACACUUUCCAUUUUCUUAGUACCUUGUGCAUAUCCUGUACUUGAAUUGCAUUUACAUCUUUUAUUUAAAGUUUAAAUGAAAGAAUGAGUACCAUGACAUGACAAACUCAUACCACUGAAUUACUUUCGGUUUUGGUUUUGUCUCAGCCAUAAACUUCCUACUCAGGUUUACUGGAGGCAGCCCUGGAUUCUAAUCAGUGUAAUAAAACACAGCACAGGGGCCUCUCUGUCCUCUUCAGAGCACUUGGCAGGCAUCCAAGACACCCCUGUUUUUCACUGGAGGCUGCACUCUCUGGCUGUAUCAAAGGUCUCUUCAAAAUAUUGAGGGGAGCCCCCUACAAAUGGAAGAUAUGAGAGGAAAGAGAGAGAAGGUGUCAUGUACAAAUUUAAAAGUUUGCCUUCAGAGUAAAACCCAAACUUGGAGGGAAAAUGAGGGGCAGUUUGUAAUGCACAGGGUUUUUAAAAGGCAGUGCAACAGCCACUGCAGUCUGAGACAUCACCCAGAAAUUAACCUGCAAGCCAGAAAUCCAUUCUGCUUCACAUUUAGUACAGCCACGCUCCUCCUCAGGUAAUUCUUGCAAGUAAUUCCUCCAGCCUGUUUGCUCUGUUGAUCAAAAAGUGGUCAAAUACACUUGCAAUGUAAGUGUUCCACCUAGUUAAAAAUUGGGUCAGUAACAGUAAGCACCUGGGUAUUUCUUCCAUGCUUCUUCCUAGAUCAGCCAUACUCAAACAUGAUCAUCUUACCACUUUAAUUAUUGUAUCUUAAUGUUUGACUUGCUCUCUUCCAUCUUAAAAUACAAUUAAAUUCAUUUUGCUGGACAGGUACCACACAGGGUGGCUUUUUUUAAUAGUCCAACUGCAACUCAGUUAAAAUUAGUUGUACCUUUACUGCUGGUCAUAAAAAAAUAAAAUGCUUUCAUCAACUGCCUUAUGUUCAUACAAUUGCAAGUAGUAACACCAGUCUCCCUAAAGAAAGGGUCAAAAGCCUGGAAAAAAACCCCAAAAAAUAAUAAAACUGAAAAAAAAAAUCAAAACUCCCACAUGCCCUUUUUUACACUCAAUCUACACAGAGAAUGAGGGAAAUACCUUACACCUCUGUCACCACUGUCCUUCGCAGGGCCUGGCUGGAGAUCAGAAGACAACAAAGGUGUCAGUCAGGUAGCAGAGCUCUUCACUCUUCCUUUACCAGCCCACAGCAUCAUUAAAGCACAGGAGUGGCAAAUUCUGCUGCAAGUUGGUUUUGGAAGAAAAUUCAAUCUGCUUUAUCCCACAAGUAUAGUUCAUGUAAUACUUACAGAGGCCUGUGUUUCAUUACUUGGAAUGGGUGUUGUUUUACUGUAACUCCACCAUAUGUCUUGUGCUGCUCUUGUCUUUUACCAGCUGUAAAAAUUGGACAAUGCAUCACAGCUAAUUUGGGGGCCUGCUUUCUUCAAUAAUGGCUGGUUCACAUGUAAGGAAAACUGAUCAGCUGGACACCACUAAACUGGCAGGGAAACUUAAAACUAUCAGAUUUUUAAAAUACUUAAAAUUGACCAAACAGUGCAAGUUUACAUGUAAGUUAUUAGAAGGUUCAUCCAACUCACCAAAUAUACAAUCAUCAGGUUGCCAUUUGAUCAUUUAAAUGUGCAAAGCAACAACCUCUUCCUGUCCCAAAAACUUUCAUUUCUGUUAAAUGGAGACAGUGCUUUCUUCAAUUAAAAUUUGUCAAAUUAGUGGAGGUUUUAAAAUGUUCAAAUUUUGCAUUCAAGUUAAAAUUUUCUUGGGGUCAUUUAACAUAAUUAUUUGAGAACUUUGGUCCUUACUAUACACAAUUUUACAGUUUUAUGUAACACAUGCAUACUAACACCAGAACCCCGUUAUUACAGCUACUUCUCCAUGUAAUUUUCUGUCACUGAUGAAAAGAUUUCACUUCUGAAAAUGGAAAAAGCACCGUAAGCCACUAGUGGCAUGGAUUUAAAUGACUUUUCCAUCUUCAGUCAAAAUCUGAUAGUAAGCUUCAGACCCAACAGAUGCCUCACAAGCCAGCAAGCUCCCAGGUGACUCCAAAUCUGGGGACUUCCUUUUCAAAUGUUACAGCUUGGACAUGGCAGUGAGUGAUUGGAUUGGAAAUGCUGCCUGCAGCAAACUCUCUGGCAUCAGUCCCUUUUCUCCCCAGUUAGCAGCAGCACUUCUGAAGUCCCUCUCAUCACACAUUGCUGCUCCCUUCUCCACCCUGGGAAGGAGCACAGAAUAUAAACCAAGGGUCAAAUGCAAAACCUGGAAAUUCUCAGGCUCUGCACAGAAAAUCUUAAUUUUAAUUUCAUACAGGACAGGGCAGGCUGACUGGGGACCUUUUUACACAAGUAGUCAAAGGUAACAAUCCUUCAGAUUUCAACAUCCAGGAGGAUACUUCUCCCAAAAGAUGCUGAAGCAGGCUAUAGCAGAUGGCUGAUUUUUUUCCUUGAGUCAAAGUGAUGAACCUCAAAUCUAAUUGUUUGUAUUUGGAAUAACAUUCAUACACAAUAAAGGAAUUAAAACUUCAGCAAAAAAUUUUGUGCCAAAUACGGAAAGGAGAUUUGUUACUGAAACCAAUUUCAAACAAAAAUAAAUUUAUUUAAUAUCUUACAGAGUAGAAUUCCUUCAUUGCACAAAUCAUAUUAAUGCCUGUUGAAUAUUACAUUCCUUAAUAAAAAACCUCUGUAAUAUUGAGGUGGGGGACCCCAAAAGUAAACUACAUUAGAACUAGGUACCAUAUAGCUUAUGCAGCCACAUGAGAAAUGCUUGCUUUGUUAUUACAUAGGUAGUUGGUUCUAUCAGCUAAAGCCUAGUGACUUGGAUUUGUUUUAUGCAUAUUGGAUUUUGUUCUAUUACUUUCCAAGAGAUUGUACUCCCCUGAGUCAGCUGUGUUCAUUGGUCAGAAUAAAUUCCAGCAUCUGACACCAUUUCCAUUAAUCACAGACAAGCCAGUAGACGUGAGCAAGAUAAUAGAAAGAUAAAAACAAUAUCUGGUGAAUGGGAAACACUGUUUAUGUAUGCUGUUUGUACUACAGGAGAAGGUAUCUGGAAGGCAUUGUUUUUGCCUUUGAUAGACAAAGUGAAAGAUGGGCUCUGCCUGAAGUACUUACUGUGCAGGGGAGAGUGUCUGGAACCACACAGGUCACGUUGCAGCCUCGUAACACUUCUACAGCCCAUCAUUACCAUGGCUGUGCUACAGCCAGAGCUUCCCCAUGUAUCUGCAAGCCAUCUUAAGAUAAUUAGCUACUAAACAGCUGUAAAAUUAAUUUUUAUUACUUUGAUGGUAAGCUGGAUCUGUGAAACUGAAUACUUCACCCACCCACACAUUUGUAAAUAGCAUAUUCAGUAUUCAAUAUCUUCCUGCCCAUUAAAAGUUAGGUAUCAUGGAUGUAAAAUACAAUGCAUUUUUCUUCAACUUUUCGAGCAGUCAAGACAUUUCACUUAACCCUGUUGUAUUAAGCCAGAUAUGAAGCAGAGAAGUUUACAAAAAAAAAAAAGCAUAAA